Medioppia subpectinata is the source of this 5625-nucleotide messenger RNA. The record is from the annotation of a GenBank genome assembly. NCBI's taxonomy places the organism in Eukaryota, Metazoa, Arthropoda, Arachnida, Sarcoptiformes, Oppiidae.
AACAUAAAGGGCGUAACAAAUAGUCGGAGUGUUUCUCAUCACAGGCCGACCUGUUCUACCAUUGAUGUCGAAUCCUAUUCAUUGUCGAGCGGUCGCAGCGAAUACUUUAACGCAACGGUUCCCUCAUUUGUAGAUAACUCGAGCUGUUCUUCCGGUUCGAUGGAGUGUCCACUCUGUCUGUUAGAGCAGCCCUUCUCCAACUUCCCAGAGCUGUGCACAUGUACUCAUAGGGCGUGUCAUCACUGUCUGCAACAGUAUCUGAAGAUCGAGAUUCUUGAGUCCCGAAUAAACAUCAAUUGUCCGGAAUGUUCGGAACCGUUACAUCCAAACGAUAUUCAAAGAAUACUUAAUUUCGAUCCAAACCUAAUGGAUAAAUACGAGACAUUUAUGUUGCGAAGAAUUCUGGUCACCGAACCGGACGCUCGAUGGUGUCCGGCGCCCGACUGUAGCUAUUGUGUGAUCGCCAGCGGAUGCGCCAGUUGUCCGCGUCUGAAGUGCGAACGGCCCGGUUGUGAGACAUCCUUCUGCUAUCACUGCAAACAGGAAUGGCAUCCGAACCAGACGUGCGACGCCGCCAGAGCUCAACGCGGCCUCCGAUACGCCGGCAUUGGCGGCGGUAAGGGUUCGUCCGUAUCGUUCAGUCACGACUCGAUCGUCCAGAGGGACGACAUCAAGCCGUGUCCGUGUUGUAAAGUAUUGAUCAUUAAGAUGGACGACGGCUCAUGCAAUCACAUGACGUGUUCCGUAUGCGGCACCGAAUUCUGUUGGCUUUGUAUGAAAGAGAUAUCGGAUUUGCAUUACUUGUCGCCCUCUGGCUGUACCUUUUGGGGCAAAAAGCCCUGGAGUCGCAAGAAGAAGAUCAUGUGGCAGUUGGGUAUGUUAGUGGGCGCGCCCGUCGGCAUAGCCCUCAUCGCCGGCAUAGCGGUGCCCGCCAUCAUCAUCGGUAUACCCGUAUGGGUCGGCCGUAAACUUCACGCCCGCUUCGAGAGGCACCAAAUGAGUCGCCACAAGAGAAACAUUUUGGUGACGACCGGUGUCUUGACGUCGAUCUUUGUGUCGCCAAUACUGGCGGCGGUCGCCGUCGGUAUCGGCGUUCCCAUACUGUUGGCGUACGUCUACGGAGUGGUUCCCAUAUCGCUGUGCCGUUCCGGUGGCUGCGGUGUCAUCACCUCUGCCUCUGGCGUACGGAUCGAGUUGGACGAAGAGAACGAGAUCGGCAUCGGUUCUAAUGUGGCCGCCGAUGGAGUCAGUGUUGACACUGCGCUCAGCAAUCGUGGCGUAAAUCCCAGUAUAGGCGAAGUGUCGUUAGGCCUGUCGGCCAGCUUAUCGAUGGGCAGCGGAAGUCAUUUAGAGCGGGCGGGUGUCGAUCGGGAGAACUCGUCGACCGCCGCCUGUGCCGGCAGUAUCGCCAGCGGAACCCUAUCGACGGCCGCAUUCAAUAAAGUGGAAAUACAGGCCGACGUGUCGUCAAACAAGCGCUUUAGUCUCAGCAGUCACUGCGAGACCACAUCCGCGACCCUUAGUUUCGGUGAACGAUCGACAAACAUAUCAUUUAUGGACGACGCGAGUGUCAAAGCGUUGGCCGGUUCUAUCAUCGGCUACAAAGAGGCAGUGAUUGGCGGCAGCUGUUCGUCCAACUCUGUCACACCCGUUGAGGUACAUAUCGAUGCCAUCGACUCUUCAUUUCUGCCAAAUAACGCAGAAAAUGAGUUCAAUUCGUAUUGUGUUUCACCGGAACAGCAGUCGACCGGCAGUCGGCUCAGCGCCGAGAAUCAAUAUCCCAUUUGUCCGCCACUAGACUAUAUCGACGAUAUGACCAGUCCUUUAGAGCACAACAUCAGUGACAAUGUGUUUGCGACCACUCGUUCGGCGAACAGCGCCUACACUUCGCAGACCAAACACUUGAUUGGAAAGUUUGAGUCGAAAUCAUUGGAACAAUUGACGAAUUACUGUGAGUUAUGCCAUAAGAGCCAUAAGCCCUGUUGUCCCAACUAUGCCUCGCAAACACAUCAGCCCUCAAACAAAACGGCCAGCGCUCAGUCGGCCCCUCCUCGCAGACAACAGUCGCGUUCGGUGGACACCGCCGACGACAGCCAACAGCGGCGACCGAACGCCAAGUCUAGCCAAUCGAACAAACGGCGGACGUCGAGCACAAAGUCGAGACACUCGUCGAGUGCGGCCUCUAAUGAAUAUCACCACAAAGAGCUGACCCGUCGGGUCCACAGCUCUGAUUGCAAUAUAACGGACAGUCGUGUGACGUGCGAGACGUCUCCGAAGCAGACAUUUUCGUUGACAUUUAACUCGACGCCGACGUCGACAGUGACCGUCAACGAGAUGUGUUCGCCGGACGGCAAUACAGCCCACAACCACUCGUUGACUACCACUCGAGCUUAUAAUAGGAAUUCAUUCACUAAAUACUUUAUGCAACAAAAGAAACCGAUUCAACAAAUGCCCACUAAUUCCUCAUCCGAUCAUAAGUCUAAAUAUACAACAAUUUGUCCGAACAAUGAAACCACUGAUCAUUUAAACAAAAACUUUACCAUUAAAUCGAGCGAAUUGUGUCCGCAAAACUCACAACCGAUGGCUCGGAAGCGCAUUAAGAAGGAACCGAUGGACGCGACCGACACCGCGAACGCCACUCCGGCCGACACAACCACUCCAUCCAAAGGCAGACCCAAGAAGAAGGCGCCGCCGAAGAAGGCAUCGACCGCUGUGUCGACCGCCGAGAAGACAUCGAAAUUCAAAUGCAGUCAAUGUUUGAGUGGUUUUGCGGCCGAAGAAGACAUUAAUGAACACAUCUUUCGACAACAUUACGGACUCGCCCGAAUCAAUGACGACACGAAGACUCCGUUCACCGAAAAAGAGAUUAUUAAGGCUCUAAUCAAAGCCCAGAAAGUGAUGAAAACUUUGAAGUGUCAUAACGUCGGCUGCGAUAAGACAUUUAAAUCGGGUCUCGGAUUGAAAAUGCAUUGGGAAUUAUGCGGCAAAAGUGAAGAAGAAUUGAAUACAAAUUGCGAGAUCUGUGGUAAGGGUCUGAAGAUAUCGUCGGUUCCGUAUCACAUGAGAAUGUCUCACAGCAACAAACAUACGGCAGACGAACCGACCGAAGACAUGGACACUGUUGAUGAAGAACCAGAUGAACCUCACAGUAGAUCGAGAAAGAGAUUAUCGGCCAUUAAAGCCUCAAAAACAAUUAAAAAGAGCACAAAAGGAGAACUAAUCAUUAGUGGAAGCAUUACUGACAAUGAAAACGAUGACAAUUCUGGUUCGGAAACUGAAGUGGAAGAAGAAGUGGACGCAGAACCAGAUCCAGAGGAGAGGGCAUUGAUUAAGGAACUGAAGAAGUCUAAAAAUACAACGGAUGUGACAAACAAUAGCACUCAUCACUCAUCGGAACACAAUUUGAAACAAUUGCUCAAUAUUUGGGCUGAAUUUGUCAUUUCGAUCAAAGAGUUUCUGCGAGAAAUCCCAAGAGAUAACAAUUGGCACAACGAAGUCGUUGUCAACGGCAGAGUUGUCUGUCCUCUUGAAGAAUUGGUUCCAGAGUUGCCAUUAGAUCUGUUGGAGUUUGUGUCAAGUCUUACACUCUCUAAUAUAAGCGCCAAUACUAAUGGACAGAAACAAGAUGUCAAACGAAUUGAGACCGGAAAUUGUGCGCUUGAAUUUCAUCAACGAUUCUACAAACGAAAAGCGUUUCCAAAGUUAGUCCCAACUCUUCAGUCUUGGAUUCCAUUGACCGAAGAUGAAUUGAGUGCCUAUAUGUCAAACCCGGAACCGUCUCCUUAUUUUAAAUGCACGCUCAGCGCAGACACGUCUUGGAAGCGAUUGAAUCUAUUUGAGUCAUUCUCAUCGGAACAACACAUCACAUUCUUCGUGGGCGGACCCGUCUGGUCGAGCGCCUGGUGUCCCGUCUCACACAAAACCCACUCAAAUGAUCAGUAUUUGGCGAUCGCGUCGAACAUGAAUUGGGAGACAACACAUACACUGAACGAUACAGAGAUCGAGAGCGGACUCAUUCAGAUCUGGAAUGUCGGACAACUGGACAAAGUGUUUGACAAAUCAAUUGCUCCCCGACUGGCCUUCAGUAUCGCUCACUGUUGCGGAAUAGUUUGGGAUAUGGAGUGGUGUCCGGGCGGUACUGCUUUUGAUGAUAUACUAAGCCGAAAAACUCACAAACAAUGGCAGCAAACCCUGAUAACCGGUAGCGCACGCCGCUACCGAAACACGCGUAGGUAUCACACGUAUAAUAACCCGCCCGGAGUCGGAAACUCAGUCAACUGUGAGAACACAAUCUGUAAAUGUAUUUCAUGGAUCAAAUCCAACGAACAACACUUAAUGGUCGCCGGAUAUGGCAGUGGAGUGAUUGCCGUCUGGGAUCUGACCACUACAUCGUCUCUAUUGAUAGUCGAGCAAAAUGCCAGUCAAACGAUAUUACGGCCACUAAACUCGUGGAUGGCUCACAGCGCGGCCGUCAAUGGCAUCAAAUGGUGCGACACUUCCAGCGAUCAGUUUCUUGUGUCGUGUAGUUUCGACCGAUCGGCCAAACUCUGGAAUCUCAAAGAUUUGAGUAUUGAAUACGAAAUAGAGGUAGUGUUGGCAGUUCUCUCCAGACAACUGGCGUUAGCUAUUGCCAUUAGUCUGACCACUCAUAAGAGCUGUGUUUGGGAUAUGUCAAUAUCCGAGUGGACGUCCGCAGUGGCCAGUGUUGACGCCGCCGGCGAAGCCGUUGUAUUCCCUAACUUUCAAUUGAAAGCCGAUCCCAAAAGGAAACCCUUUGACAGACUUCCACUCUUUCAUAUAUCGGUUCAAUCAUUGGAUGAAACGACCGACAAAUCAUUAAAAGGAGUGAAAAAUAAGAAAUUGACUGUUCCCAUCACAACCGUCAAGAGAGGUCUGUUGACCGCAAUCGAUACACACAUGCGAUGGAACGGAAUUGCCAUUAGUCUGACCACUCAUAAGAGCUGUGUUUGGGAUAUGUCAAUAUCCGAGUGGACGUCUGCAGUGGCCAGUGUUGACGCCGCCGGCGAAGCGGUUGUAUUCCCUAACUUUCAAUUGAAAGCCGAUCCCAAAAGGAAACCCUUUGACAGACUUCCACUCUUUCAUAUAUCGGUUCAAUCAUUGGAUGAAACGACCGACAAAUCAUUAAAAGGAGUGAAAAAUAAGAAAUUGAAGCAAAAGGACAACAAUAAGCUGGUAAUCGAUGACAAAGAGCCGCCCCUCCGAUCGUACGCCGAGUUUUCCAGUAAAUAUGGAUUAGUGUUCAAUGAUUACGAUUUGGCAAACAUGAAGGCCAUACCCAUUGACGAAAUAAAUCGGAUCCGUUUGCCAAUACAUAUGCAAUACCAGCGACUCAGCGAUUAUCCUCUCCUAUCAAUCAAUAGAGUCUGCUGGAAUCCAAACCACGGGUCGUACGUAUGGCUUAUGACGGCUACACAGUCUGGUCUCUGUCGGCUCUCUUGUGUCUCAUUCCUGAACCCAACCCUAACCGCCAAUUCCUGAGCCCUUCGGUCACCAACUGUUGCCCAACUAAACGCAUUCACUAUCGCUAAUAGACUAUUAGUUUUUUUUUGUUGUUUUAUAUAAAUAUUUAUUAUGUAUUUAUUUAAUAACUUUUAAAAGAUCUCC